GUCCGUUCCAGAUUUGGAGGUCCGGUUUGGGGACCCCCCCCCCCUGCGCUGCCCCCGCUGGACCGGCCGGCGCCCCCCCCCCCGCGGGUCCCUGCUCCGCUUCCUGGGAGCCCCGGGGCCCGCGCCCCGCCCCCCAGACCCCCCCGGACCCCCAGAACACCUUCGACGUCCAUCGGACCCCCAGAACACCUUCGAUGUCAUCGAUCCCCUGGGGGUCCUGCAGGGUUUCUGGGGUCCCUCGGGGGCGCCCCCCCGGUGCGAGCUGAGCCCCACGGAGCCGCUGCUGCCGCCGCCCCCGGGGCCGUCCCCGCGCUGCCACCCCGGGCUGGGCACGCGCUGGUGGCUGCUGGCCCUGGGGACACCACAAAGGGAGGGGACGGUGCUGCUGCAGCAGGUGACAGCGGCGCAGGGGGACACGGCCAGGGUCAACGCCUCCCUGGCCAUCUCCACGCUGACCCCGACCCUGCGGGGGCUCCUGGGGACCCCCCAGACCCUGCACUGCUCCUUCACCCCCCCCGCCCCGGGCGUCCCCUUCACCCUGGAGUGGCUGCGGCACCGCGACGGCGCCACCCGGCGCCUGCUGGCCUUCGACUCGGCCGCCAACCGCGUCACCGAGGCGGCGCCGGGGGUGCUGCUGCUGCUGGGGGGGCACGGGGACACCGCCGGGACACCCCCGGGGACAGCGGGGACACAGCCGCCAGGGGGCGCUGUUCAGGUCUCUCUGCAGCUGCCGCCGCUCUCGGUGUCCGAUGACGGCUCCUUGUCUGCUCCGUGGCCACGCCCCUCGGGCAGCUGCAGCAGGUGCUGCGCCUGAACGUGAUUGCCCCUCCCCAGGUGUCCCUGUUCCCCUCCGUGCUGUCCCCGGGGGUCCCAGCCCGGCUCCGCUGUGACGCCGUCGGGUUUUUCCCUCUGGACGUUGGGAUCCGCUGGGAGCG
Messenger RNA from Zonotrichia leucophrys gambelii, 935 nucleotides. Its product is annotated as tapasin-like. The transcript is spliced from 6 exons. The record is from RefSeq and is a predicted model, not a curated record. The annotation marks the transcript as partial. Lineage: Eukaryota; Metazoa; Chordata; Aves; Passeriformes; Passerellidae.